AUGAAGUUCAUUUUGACACUGGGGCCAUACAUUAUCCCGCUGGCAACAGUCUACUUGGCCGAGUAUACCAUGCAGACGGGAGUGUGGUCGGCCAUCGGGUUCCCUGUUGAAAGCAAGGACGCGCGCGCGAGCUUCUACUCGGCCGCGGGCUUAGCCUACCAAGCCGGAGUGUUCUUCUCGAGGUCCUCCGGCGUGCUGUUCCAAGCUACGCGGCCCAUUCUGUAUCUCAUGCCGGCGCUGCAGGUGCUGCUGCUCGGGUUCUUCACUCUCGUGGCGGCCACGCACUUUUGGUACAACUGGGGGUUGCUGGUCGUGUGUUUCGUGAUCGGACUGCUCGGCGGCGGCGUCUACGUGAACGCCUACACGCUGCUGUCGAAGGAGAUCGCACCGAGUCACGUUGAGCUGGCACUUGCAGCGGUGUCUGUGGGCGACACGGUCGGUGUCAUGUUUGCCGACUGCGCUGGUCUGGUGCUCCAAGGCUGCCUGUACUCCAUCAACCAUCUCCCAGGCGCCUCAAUCGAUGUUACGUGCUGA
Messenger RNA from Phytophthora sojae, 534 nucleotides. RefSeq lists its product as hypothetical. Bases 1 to 534 code for a protein of 177 amino acids. Lineage: Eukaryota; Oomycota; Peronosporomycetes; Peronosporales; Peronosporaceae. The record is from RefSeq and is a predicted model, not a curated record. Gene Ontology annotation, cellular component: membrane; vacuole. Gene Ontology annotation, biological process: regulation of intracellular pH. The transcript has a single exon.